CGAUGAGCCCGUCUCGUCUCGCGACGCCUACCGGCGAGCUUCACCUCCCUACGGUAUGUCAUUGGCCCCAGAGUCGUCCCAUGAGCGGUCCUCAUGUUGACAAAAUGAGCCUUCAGACCGGUAUGGUGGAGGCCGCAGAGCGUCGACCAUUGAUGACGACGACGCAGAUUACCGAGCUUGGGUCAUGCGACAGCGGGCUCGUGAAAGGGAAGAGUACGAUCAGCGGUAUGGCACGGCUGCUGCGUCAUCGUCGUCUUCACAGUACUUUGGAGGAGGCAAGCGGACGUGGGACGAACUUGAUCGCGAAGAAAAGGAGAGGGAAUGGGCUCUGUACGAGAGGGACCGCGCAAGGGACGACGACCGCUAUGCGAGAGACAGGUACGAAGAGACGAGGUAUCUUCCGAGAUCAAGAUUCGACGAGCGGCCUUUUUCUGCCCGACCAGAAGCAGACAUCCCUUUGGAUUCCGGAAGGGAAGAUCGAUGGCAACCAGACCGGGCAGGCCCCGACACUGACCGACUCAAAGACGUGAUGGAUUACCCUACGAUGAUGCCGUUCCGACGCUGGGCACAAGUGGUCCGCAUGCUUCGCUCUGAGCCCAGCGCCCUGCAAACGGGCCCCGAGGCCACGCAAGAGCUCUACCAAAAGUACCAAGAGUACCGGCAGGCCUUUUCGAGAAAACAAAUGAUCGAUUUCUUCAACGCAAACAAGCACGAGAGCUGGUUCGUCGAAAAGUACGGCAUCGGCGAAAAGGAGUUGAAGGCGAGGCUUGCUCGAAGGAAGCGGGGGAGGCAGGGAAACAAGGCAACGUGGCUCUCUGAGCUGAGGAAUGGCGAGCUCGACAAGGUUUGCUGGGAGGCUAAACAAAGAGACGGCGACCUUCCCUCGGAAUCGCCUUCCAAGCUGGUCGCAUAUGAUCGAAAGGGAGAGGCCGAGGAGUUCGACGCGAAUGAAGCCGUCACGAUCCCUGCCGAUCCGAGCCAGAUCAUUGUCAAGCAGGUGCCACCUGAAUUCGAUCGGAUUGAGCUAGAGCAGGCUCUCAAGGAAGAGCCUGGCUUCUUAUACCUGGCCAUGGGUGAACCACACCAGGGACGGCGGUAUUCGCGCAUUGGCUGGGCCGUCUUUGAGGAGGGCACGGCCAUGGAGGAGCUCGUUGAGAGGCUCAACCAGCGCUCCAUCGGCGGCCACAAGCUUGCAUUCGAGCUCACGAUUCGUCCGGCUCAGGGCAAAUUGCGAAUUGCGCCCGAGCACGCUUGCUCGCUUCGACGUAUGGCACAGGAUCUCGAGCAUGCCCGUGCACUCGUGUCUCUGCUGGAGAAGGAAGACCGCGAGGUGUUGUGGAAAGAUGAAAGGGAGGAGUCGGCUGGCUGGCUCGACGUCGACGUCAGUACCGAGAUUGAGAGACGCUGCGAUAAUGUGGGGCUUGGCCUGGGACCCGAUCCCACUGCAAUCAUCCAUGAGCUGGCCGGUGGUGGUGCUGGGGCAGGGGUAGAGGGAAAUGGCGAAAUACUGGACAAGGAACAUCGCAGAAAACAGCUUCAAAAGCAUCUCGACUUGCACAUCGACCUUCUCCGGCAGGUAUAUCACUGCGACUACUACGGAUCGACGCUGUGCGACUUUGCAGAGGAGCUUGCACGUCGCUCACCAAAGUAUCUGAGACGUACCCCAGCAGGUGAACAAGAACCGCCAGAGGAAGUCCCAGGUGGAGAGAAGAUCUGGGCAGCGAACCUUGAUGCAAAACAGGCGUUGCUGUUGCGACCUUCCGAUGAAGAGAUGGAUCAACAUAGCGGCAAGUCCGUCGAAAAGGAACUCUUGGCCAUGGCCGCUCGUUUCUCGCAGCAAGAUGAAGCGGAGAAGCAUCGCUGCAUUCUCAAAAUAGGCGAUGGUGAAGGAGCUGAAAAGAAGGAGUGUGGGAAGCCGUUCAAGGCGACAAUCUUUGUUCAAAAGCACGUCCUCAACAAGCAUAGGGCUCUUUUCGAGGAGGCUGUAGGUGCAAAGACGCUGGUGCAAGACAUCAAGUACCUCAACAACUACAUCAGAGAUCCGGCGAGAGUCAUGCCGCUCCAGCAGCAGCAGCUGCCGCAACCGGAUGGAGCUUUACAAAACGGAGGAACAAAUGGCACAACUCUUCAGAACGGAUCGACCCGACUUGGACCUGGAGCCGGCGGCGCUUCUGUGCCGGGCUUGAUUCGGAUGGGGAAUAUCAGUGCAGCCACACCUGAAGAUGCCCACUACAGCGGUGUUCACGCUCGUCGCCCUGCGCCAUCCUCCGGUGCAGGCCCAAGACAUUGGAGCUCGUACGCUGGUCGAGACUCUCCCACGCCCCAAUGGGAUCUCGGGACGGGACGACAGAGAAGCGCUAGCCCGCCUAUGCGCAUGCCACCCACUUCCGCCCCCGGCUCGCUCCGCGACCGACUCGACAUGGGUCCUGGUGGCGGCCGCAACGGCUCUGCGGCAUUUGGCUUGGCCCUCGGCCCGCCGGAUGGUGGACCGCCGAAAUCGCUCGAUCCACGGGCGAGACAGGCGCCCAGGAGCUAUCAGGACCUCGACGAUGGCAGCAACGCCGCCGAAGAGAUUGAGCUCGAAUAUUGAGCAACACUUUCCCUCUCUCUCUUUCUCUGUCGAAGAGGUGUGCACUUCACUUUAUGACUUCGCAUCCCGGGCUUCGUGCCAGACAUGCCUCUGGCACCAUGUCUCAUAGGAAGCAAGGACAUCCUACAGUCAUCGUUACUCACAAACAUUGUACGAUCAAACAAGAAAGUAAAAGGGAGCGUGCGCAUGGG
Acaromyces ingoldii is the source of this 2781-nucleotide messenger RNA. RefSeq lists its product as hypothetical. The record is from RefSeq and is a predicted model, not a curated record. Gene Ontology annotation, biological process: primary miRNA processing; mRNA processing. NCBI's taxonomy places the organism in Eukaryota, Fungi, Basidiomycota, Exobasidiomycetes, Exobasidiales, Cryptobasidiaceae. Gene Ontology annotation, cellular component: nuclear body. The coding region runs from base 185 to 2590 and encodes 801 amino acids. The transcript has 2 exons.